AUGGGAAGCUCUUGUUCAUCCACUAAGGCUGCAAACGUUGAAAACAACAGUGUUCCAGAAACACCUCGGGACCAGCAGAACAACAACAUCAACAACACGGAAGUAGCGACAACAACAAAUCAGGUCGAAGUAAAAAACAAUGAGUUGAAUAAAGAGUCGGCCAACACAGCCGAAGCAUCAAAUACAAAUCUGCCUGCAAUUUCUGCAACCGAGGCAAACGAGCAACUCCAAGAUGUUAUCGAGGAGCUUGGAUUGCAACAUCAAGAGGAAGCUACCAACCGUCCAUCUAAAGAACCAGAAGACGAGGAAUUAAAUCAGCUUAUUGAGGAAGAGAUGAAAAAGUUGGAGAAUGAUAACCUGCUUAAAGAGCAAGAAAAACAGGAGAAAGAGCAAAGCAAUGAGUUGGAUAACAUUGAGAAAGAUUUUGGAACUCUGCCGAACGGUGAAGACUUGGAUCAGGAUCAGCAUGAAAUUCAAGGAGAGUUGAAAACAGAUGAAUUGUCAGGUGAGGAAACUGUAUGA
Naegleria lovaniensis is the source of this 522-nucleotide messenger RNA. RefSeq lists its product as uncharacterized. Bases 1 to 522 code for a protein of 173 amino acids. The transcript has a single exon. NCBI's taxonomy places the organism in Eukaryota, Heterolobosea, Eutetramitea, Acrasida, Naegleriidae. The record is from RefSeq and is a predicted model, not a curated record.